AUGGCUAUGAGGCCAUCUCAAGAUUUGAAGAGGCAAUUUGAAGGUGAUAGUGUCAAUAGGCAAGACUCGAGUCAAUCAUCCAAACAGUUGUCCGAAUGGGACAAAAUCGAAGAAGAGUAUUGCGCAAAAGCAUGCGACUCACUUGUCCGUGCACUAAUCCAGCAGCCAGAUGUUGCUAUGCCUUCUACAAGCGCAGCAACUGACAAUGAUCAUGCUAUACAUGGGAACGAGGGUUUCUAUGGAUUUGAUUAUGAACAACCCGACUCACCUCCUUAUGAUGAAAGUGAUUCGGAAACAGAAUCAUAUGAUUCUGAGCAGUCUAUUGCUUCAGAUACUGAUCUUGGUGUUGCUCAGAAGGCGGGUGAGUAUAAUCAACGGCGUCGAAUACGAGAGGUACGACAAUGGGAGGAGAUACUUGAAUCAAUGUUCAAGAUUUUCAUGAGAUGCAAGCUGCUCACUUUCGAUUGGAGCCAAGCUGAAACUUGGAAUUUCGACACAAAAGACCAAUGUUGA
Messenger RNA from Melampsora larici-populina 98AG31, 513 nucleotides. RefSeq lists its product as uncharacterized. NCBI's taxonomy places the organism in Eukaryota, Fungi, Basidiomycota, Pucciniomycetes, Pucciniales, Melampsoraceae. The record is from RefSeq and is a predicted model, not a curated record. The transcript is spliced from 2 exons. The coding region runs from base 1 to 513 and encodes 170 amino acids.